Thermothelomyces thermophilus ATCC 42464 is the source of this 981-nucleotide messenger RNA. RefSeq names its product polysaccharide lyase family 1 protein. The coding region runs from base 1 to 981 and encodes 326 amino acids. The transcript is spliced from 5 exons. The record is from RefSeq and is a predicted model, not a curated record. Gene Ontology annotation, molecular function: pectate lyase activity. Lineage: Eukaryota; Fungi; Ascomycota; Sordariomycetes; Sordariales; Chaetomiaceae.
AUGAAGUUUCUGUUGACCACAACCAUCGCCGCCCUGGCCGGCCUUGUUGCCGCCUCGCCCACACCCACAGUCAACAUCGGCGGACAGCUCUACAAGCGUGCCAGCCCGAACGACGUUUGCGACAUCGGCUACGCCUCCACCAACGGCGGCACAACUGGAGGUGCGGGCGGAACGACCACAACCGUCACCAGCUUCGCCGAGUUCAGUGCCGCCGCCAAGGGUGACGACAAGAAGAUCAUCAUUGUCGACGGCAGCAUCAGCGGCUCUGGCUCCGUCAAGAUCGGCGCUAACACGAGCGUUCUCGGGAAGGCCGGUGCUUCCCUCACCGGCAUCAACCUUACCAUCAAGGGCGUCAAGAACGUCAUCGUCCGCAACUUGAAGCUCAGCAAGGUGGUGGGCGGCGACUGCAUCACCGUCCAGGAAGCCACCAACGUCUGGCUCGACCAUCUCGACCUGAGCGGCGACCUGAACGUCGACAAGGACUACUACGACGGUCUGAUCGACAUCACCCACGCCGCCGACUGGGUCACCGUCUCUAACACCCACUUCCACGACCAUUGGAAGGCUUCGCUGGUCGGCCACUCUGACAGCAACGCCGACGAGGACACGGGCAAGCUCCACGUCACGUACGCCAACAACAGGUGGACCAACAUCAGCAGCCGCACGCCCUCGAUCCGCUUCGGCACCGGUCACAUCUUCAACAACUACUACGACACCAUCACGACCUCGGGCGUCAACACGCGCAUGGGCGCCGUCGUGCUGGUCGAGUCGAGCGCCUUCGUCAACGCCAAGCGCGCCAUCACCUCGCUCGACUCGGACAUCGACGGCUCCGCCGCCGUCGUCGACGUCGACCUCGGCGGCUCCACCAACGACGCCCCCGUCGCCAACGCCGCCCCUUCCAUCCCCUACCGGUACUCCGUCGUCGGCUCCGCCAACGUCCGCGACGCCACCGCCAACAGCGGCGCCACUCUCGCCUUCUAA